Aspergillus neoniger CBS 115656 is the source of this 1695-nucleotide messenger RNA. RefSeq lists its product as uncharacterized. The coding region runs from base 1 to 1695 and encodes 564 amino acids. The transcript is spliced from 8 exons. Gene Ontology annotation, biological process: regulation of DNA-templated transcription. NCBI's taxonomy places the organism in Eukaryota, Fungi, Ascomycota, Eurotiomycetes, Eurotiales, Aspergillaceae. Gene Ontology annotation, molecular function: DNA-binding transcription factor activity, RNA polymerase II-specific; zinc ion binding. The record is from RefSeq and is a predicted model, not a curated record.
AUGACAUCACGUACCAGAAAAUACAGGGUGUCUCAGCGAGAAGCGAGAGCUUUCACUCGCAAACGGGCUGUGGCAGCAUGCAGGGUCUGUCGCUCGCGAAAAAUCAAAUGCGACAAUGCUCAUUUCUCAAAAUUCGAUCCCGCCACCAUUGCAAUUCUCGAUCGCUUAACCGAAAUCCAACAGUCUCUUAAUUCCAUGACUCCUGAAGGGGUGACGGCAGCCCUGCCUCUGAAAGGUCCGCUAAAUCAGUACACGGCUGAAUUUAGCCCAAAAAUACCACAGAAUGUGUCCCUGAAGAUCCCUGCAGCCAGGAUAUGUCCUGAUGCAAUUUUGUCGUGGCCGAUUUUCCAAGAGGUUCGCUUGCAAACAACUUUAAAUAGUCUCAUUCUCGCGGACCACGAUUAUGGUCUCGAAGAAGUUGCCAACACCGAUGUCAAUUUGGCUCUCAUACCAGAUCUUAUUGACCGCUUCCUGCAGUUUGUGCACGUUAAGAAUCCCGUGGUGAAUACGGUCGUCCUACAUCAAUCGGCCGUCAGGGUCGAAGUGGGCAAGUCCUCUCGGAACGCUCAUUCCUGUUUAGUGGUGAGUAAAUGGAUCCCCUCUCCCCAGAAAGCCACGCUAAGAAUAUCAGGUCCACUUCGAUAUGAUGAUCGCUCGGCAGAAUGUGAUGACCACGCUGAAUCCCUUCAUGCUACAGGAGAGCAGUUCUAUCAGAAAGCGUUGGAGAGGCUCUCCCUACCCGGCGAUCGUAUUUUGACCACGCAAUGCUGGUUUCUUAGCGGUGUCUACCAGAUGUACAAGCUAAAUGCCGCUAGAGCAUGGAUGGACUUUUCUCGAGCCUCCGCCAUUCUGAGCCUCCACUUGCGACACAGGGAAGCAGCUGUGGGUAAAUACUCCAACGGGGGGCAUUUAGAACCGGCAGAGCUGGGCCUAUAUUGGACAUGCUGGAAUGACUUACGCGCGGAGCUCGACAUACCCGAUUCGAUUUUGUGUGAGUUCAACGUCUCGACCGAGUCGGAAGCUGUGCUGUCCGGGACACCAACAGACUCAGAAGACUUGUCACAUCUCUGGAAGUUGUCCACAUAUUACUACUUGUCUGAUGUGGCACUUAUGCGCGUAGAAGCGCAAAUUCUCAACUUUAUGUACAGCACUAAUGACUUGCAAUGGUCGCCUGCCAACCUAUCUUACAUGUGCCGGACAGCCGCGGAUCUCGAAUCCCAAAUAGAUCAGUGGUCCAGAAACCGACCAUCCAUAAUCCACUUCGAAGAAUGGGACUCGGCACCCAGGUUUGAGCUGACGUACAACCUGCAAGCACGGGUUCUGCAGCUGAGAUCGUGGCUCUAUCGGCCAUUUGUAUACUACGCAAUCCAUCAUGACGGCGGGCAUAUUAAUGAGAACGAGGAGGCUAAGAGGUUUAUGCGGAAAGCUAUCGAGUGCAGUUUCCAUAUGAUCAACUCCAAGGCGACGCAGCACCGGCAUCAUGGAACCUGGUUUGUCGCCCGUGGUGUACUCAGUUCAGCCCUGUUAAUCAUUGCAGCUGUCAAGGCGGACAAGGGACUCGUGGACUAUUUGGCAGAUUGGCCGGACUUGUUAGACCAGGCGAUAAGGUCUUUGACUCAUUGGGCUUCGGAGGCGCGGGAUCUGGCUUACGCGGCUGUUGUUCUUGCUAAUCUCAAGCAAAAGUUGUGUACUUAA